Volvox carteri f. nagariensis is the source of this 1116-nucleotide messenger RNA. RefSeq lists its product as uncharacterized. NCBI's taxonomy places the organism in Eukaryota, Viridiplantae, Chlorophyta, Chlorophyceae, Chlamydomonadales, Volvocaceae. The coding region runs from base 1 to 1116 and encodes 371 amino acids. Gene Ontology annotation, molecular function: hydrolase activity, acting on carbon-nitrogen (but not peptide) bonds. The transcript is spliced from 5 exons. The record is from RefSeq and is a predicted model, not a curated record.
AUGGUCGGCAUUCUCCCGUUCAAAUCACAACAGCCUGUGUGGAGUCCCGGCGUAAUGGCCAGUCUACUUGGUGUAGGGAUGUCAGCCUACGAUUGGCGGACGUUCUGCGAUGCUGCACUGAGAACUGUACCAUACGUCCAUUGCGUAGUCGCACGAUCUAGCGGCCCACCUGCACCUAAAAAGCCGCGUCUCCACAGUGAUUCACAGAUGCCCCCAACACCUGCAGCGGUAGACGCGGCGGCGACCGGCGGACCAGAUCCCGCUAUGUCCUUGCAGCCGGCGGCAGCGGCGUCCAGUCCGCCACAGGAGUUCUCUCUGCUUCUGACCAACUGCCGAGUCCUGGAUGUUGCGGCAGGGAACUACCUAGAGGGCUUGCAAAGUGUUUUGCUCCAGGGAGGGCUCAUUCGGGAGGUCCGACCCAUGGGUCAUGCGGGGGCCACCACGACGGUGAUGGUGGCGGCGGCGGAGUCAGCAGAUGCGGAGUCAGCAGAUGCGGAGUCAGCAGAUGCGAAGUCAGCAGAUGCGGAGUCAGCAGAUGCGGAGUCAGCAGAUGCGGAGUCAGCAGAUGCGGAGUCAGCAGAUGCGGAGUCAGCAGAUGCGGAGUCAGCAGAUGCGGAGUCAGCAGAUGCGGAGGCUGAGGCGGGAAUUGCGCCGAUUGAGGGAUUUAGAACUCAUCCUCCUACAGCAGUGGAGGUGGACUGUGGGGGCGCUGUAUUGAUGCCUGGUCUUUGCGACGCUCACGUACACUGUACGGCAGUCACUGCUAACCUGGCGGGCCUUAUGUCGCUGCCGGAGUCGUACGUGUCGACAAAGGCGGCGCACAUCCUGGCCGGCAUGCUGGCGCGAGGGUUUACCACUGUACGGGACGCAGGCGGUGCGGAUUUCGGACUGGCUCAAGCUGUGGAGGAGGGCCUGGUGCUCGGACCUCGCAUCUUGUUUACGGGCCCCCCUUCACCGCCCGAUGUGGCCCCUCAGGGUCUCAGGUCGCUGUCCAUUGCCGACAAAGCCAAGGUGCCCAUGUGCUUCGGAAGCGACUUGCUAGGGAACAUGCAUCCUGCACAGGUACGGCACCGUACGGCACCGCUUCGGUACGGCACAAUCUCUGGGGUAUCAUAG